ACACAGAUCGCUUAAACAAAACAGGAAGAAAACAUGAAGCGCAGCGACGCGAGCGAAGGAAAGAAGCAGGAUCGAUUCGCGUGCUCGGAGGAUUAGAUGCUAAUCAUGUGGAUCGUGUAGAGGAAUUGCAAAUUGACGUGCGUUGGCAGACGGAUUUUUGAAUGCGAUGGAAGGCGGAGGAAGGGGGUCGUUUCAAGAGCGAGCUUUCGGACUCGUAGUGGAUUUCGUUAUCGAAAAUUGUUCCGGAGUUCGCAUGAUUUAAGGAUUAGAAGGAGGAGAUGGAGACGAGGGACGCGGACGGGCAGCCCGCCCGAGAGCUGUAUGCCUUGUUGCAUCUCUCUCCAGAUGCGUCUGAUGAGGAUAUAAAAAAAGCUUACCGGCAAUGGGCGCAGAUUUAUCAUCCGGACAAGCACCAAACCAUUCAGAUGCAAGAUAUUGCAACUGAAAACUUUCAAAGGAUACGCGAAGCGUAUGAAAUUCUCAGUGAUGAGCGUAAGCGACAAAUCUAUGACUUGUAUGGGAUGGAAGGCUUGACGUCGGGUUUGGAGCUGGGACCAAAGUUGAAAACCAGGGAUGAAGUGCGACAAGAGUUCGAGAGACUGCAACAGCGGCAGGAGGAGCGCAAGCUAGCCUCACACAUUCAUCACCGUGGUUCCAUGCUUGUGAACAUGUCUGCCGUGCAAAUGCUCAAGACCUACGAUACUGGCCCUACAAUGCACGGAAUGGCCAUGGCAACUCAAGUCCAAGCUCAGGUUUCGAAGAAGAAUACUGUGGUCCUGGGAGGAAAUAUGGCCUUGAGGAGAGGUAUGGGUGGGGGUACUGUCACCUGUGUCCUUCGUCGUCAAACAUCGCCGGUAUCUUCCAUUGAGGUUCUCGGAAUGGUUGGCAUCCGUUCGAUUCUGAGUCUGCAAACGUCGAGGCAGUUGUCAUCACAUGCAACAGGAACUCUUGGUGUAUCGUUGUCUUUACGUGAUGGAACGAUAACCCUUUCAGAAACGUGGUCACGCCAGUUGUCUGAGGAUACGACAGGAAAUAUUCAGUUCUCUCUGGGACCAGAUACUGGAAUAGCAGUCGGCUGGCAGAAGCAUGCCAAGAAAAACUCUGGAUCAUGUGAUUUGAAGGUAGGACCUACUCUUUUUGGUGUUACCUUGCAGUACGUCCGAACGUUUUCCUCCAAGUCACACGGCCGCAUAACCGGAAAGGUUGGGAGUAUGGGAGUUGAGGUGGAGCUUGGAGGAGAAAGGAGAGUGUCAGAUCACAGUUCAGCGGCACUAUUUUGUUCACUAAGCCUCCAGGGAAUAUCCUGGAAGUUGCGGUUUACAAGAGGCGGUCAGAAAUUUGUUAUUCCAAUUCUUCUGUGCACAACAUUGAACCCAACAUUUGCUUUGGGUUCAAUAUUUUUACCCGCAUCUAUUUAUGCAGCCCUGAAGGUGUACAUUCUCAAGCCUUACUACCUCAGGCGCAAAAGGCGCAAGAGUCUGGAGCAGAGGCGGCUGACUGUGACCAAGGUUUUAGAAGCACGCGCAGCUUCGGAAAAAGCUCAGUUGCUGCUCAGUAAUGUAGCGGAGAGGAAGCGAAGGAAGCAAGUUCAAAAGGAUGGUCUGGUUAUUGUAGAGGCAUUGUACGGUGACAUCAGGAGACGAGACGGUUCAGAUUCAUACCUCGGAGAAGAUCUUGAGGAUGAUUCGGACCUGCCGCCACCUAAUAUUGAUGUAACUAUUCCGCUGCAGUUUUUGGUGGACGACAGUGGUGAGCUUCGACUUCAUGAAGGUGUUAAGAAGGCUGGCUUGAUGGGCUUCUGCGAUCCUUGUCCCGGGGAAUCCAAACAGUUGAAGGUGGCAUACUCUUACCGUGGCCAUCAGUAUCAAGUGGUGGUCGGAGACUAUGAUGAAUUACGAAUACCGCAGGAAUCACACAGAGUGCCCCGUACCAGUGGAGGUUCAGAAAACUUGAAUCAAGUGGAUUGAUCCUUUAUUUAUUUCCUUUUAUCUCCUACUGUGUACAGCGGUAUUGCUUCCUAAUCAGUGCAUUCUCGUGUCUCCAUUGGUCUUUGUGGACACAUCCUUCCUCUGUCUUGUCUAUGAUUUCUUCCGACCUUGAACGGGUUCAUGUUACACAAUUGGAGGUAGUUAGGUCUAUUACAGUACUGAGCUGGAACAGGGAUACACCUGUCAAAUGCCAUCGACGGUUGUUUGCAACGUCUACACUGGGUGCUGUGGUUCUAGUCAGAGGAGAUAUUGAUAUCUCGCUGUCUAUUCUCUUCCACACUUUUUAUGCAGUAUAUGUUUCAGCUUAGCAGGAAGGCUCAUUGAUGCUACUCGGGCUUUCUACAUCAGGGGUCUUCUCGUGACUUCACAAUUGCAAACAUGGAGCAGAGUGACUUGUUGGAGUCGCUAGAUUUAUGGGAUCCAUUCUUAGAGUUCCAACCACCUUACGGCAAUCACUUGUCCAUUCUUAUGCGAAGCAUCCUUGGGACGUGAGAAUCAGAUUGAAGGACGGGAUAUCCGGGUUGACAGUCUUAUUCUUUUCUGAAGGAAAUGGACAAGUACAAAUAUUUUUGAGGUAGUAUUAGUAGAUUGUGACAUACAUCCACCGCAGGCAUUGGCAGAGAACAAGUAUGCCCAAUGGCAUUCUAGAAAGCGCCAGUCAUUUUUAUUGCCAGUGGUUAGCAUGUUUCCCAUACCUUAACUUCUCUCCAACGACAGGCUGGACUAUCAAAACACCUGUUAGUGUGCCUUAGCUUCGGGAGGUCGGAAGAAACUGCUUGUUAUGGUAUGAGGCAACAGCUUUUUGUCAGUUUGUGACCCUCGAGCGUUGUAAAUGAACACAAUUUUGGUCAAUAUCUAAGAUCUGUUUGUGCGUGUCGGG
Molecule: messenger RNA, 2868 nt
Organism: Marchantia polymorpha subsp. ruderalis
Lineage: Eukaryota; Viridiplantae; Streptophyta; Marchantiopsida; Marchantiales; Marchantiaceae
Source: the annotation of a GenBank genome assembly